UCCCGCCGUAAAGCGUGCCAGCCGGCCGGGAAAGGCCCCGUUUUGGUUUAUGGCGGCGUGUCACACGGCUAUGGCCACCUCGGCGUCGUCCUCGUCCUCCUCGGCGGCGGGCGGUGGUUUCGGGGUGUCCGAGCUAACCCCGCCGCGGAAAGUGCUCUUCACCUCGCCCAAAGGAGCCGGCGAGCUGCUGGAAGAUGCCACUGAGAGGUUCCUUUGUGAAGCAGUUUUCAGCUAUCAGGUGGCUCACACGUUGAGGCAGGUGAAACGAGAGCAACAGUGUUCCCGGAUGGAGAAACUGGCUGGCUUAGUUGAGGAGUUGGAGGCAGAUGAAUGGCGCUACAAACCAAUCGAACAGCUGCUGGGAUUCACUCCUUCCUCUGGAUGAGCUGAGAGACUGGAUUUAGUUCUUCGAUUUGAAAGCUUUAUGCUCUUCAGCAGAUUGAAACUGGGAGAUUAAACAAAAUUAUUUUUCUCUGUUUAAAAAAAAAUGUGCACCACUGAGUGUUUUGAAUGUACAUAAUCGAUGUGGGGUUCCGUGUUCAGGGGAUUUAUUUGGGUCAUUUAAGACUUCUUAAAAAAUGAGGUAUGAAUCUGUGAACUGGACUGUUAAUAAAUUGACAUUAUUUUA
Carcharodon carcharias (great white shark) is the source of this 628-nucleotide messenger RNA. RefSeq names its product anaphase promoting complex subunit 16 (gene anapc16). The transcript has 3 exons. Lineage: Eukaryota; Metazoa; Chordata; Chondrichthyes; Lamniformes; Lamnidae. Bases 50 to 385 code for a protein of 111 amino acids. Gene Ontology annotation, cellular component: cytosol; kinetochore; anaphase-promoting complex. Gene Ontology annotation, biological process: protein ubiquitination. The record is from RefSeq and is a predicted model, not a curated record.